AUGAACAUGGAUAUUGCGAAACCCGUGGGUGCGGAAAUCACCAGGGUCGACUUUGGACUGUAUAGUCCAGAGGAGAUUCUGCAGCUUUCUGUCACACAGAUUACUAAUCCCACGACCUUUGAUGCGUUGGGCAACCCCAUCUCGGGAGGUCUUUACGAUCCUAAGCUUGGAGCGUUUUUGCGAAACAACUGCGCCACAUGUAAUCUCGACAACCGGUUCUGCCAGGGUCAUCCCGGCCACAUUGAGCUGCCCAUGCCCGUCUACAACCCUCUCUUCUUCACCCAGCUGUGGGUGCUGUUGCGAGCAGCAUGUCGUUUCUGCGGCCAUUUCCGAACCUCCAAGGCUGAGGUGCACAAAAUCUACUGCAAGCUGCGACUUCUGCAAUACGGACUUGUCGGUGCUGCUGCAGAGAUCGACAAUAUCAAGUCCUUUAUGAAGGAGUCUGACGACGACGUGGUCCAGGACGAUGCCAGUGCGUCCGUUGACGCUGCGGUCAUGGACAGACAGAGCAAAUUUACCGAGAAGACCAUUGCCGAGGCUCUCAAGGAGGGUGUCACCACUCCUCAGGGUGUUCAGACCGCCACCGUGCUGGAGGAGCGAAAGUUUGUCAUUCGAGAUUUCUACAAGCUGCUGGUGGCCAAGAGCCAGUGUGCCCAGUGUGGUAUGCACUCUCCCGCCUACCGAAAGGAUGGUAUUUCCAAGAUCUUCGAGAUGCCUCUGUCCGAGAACAAGGAGAAGGUCAACCAGAGCAAGGGUCUGCGGGCACGAAACAUGAUCCGAGAUCGAUCCGACCCCAUCAACGAGUACCCCCUUCCCAAGGCCGGCGCAAACGGCCGAUACCUGCUGAGUUCGGAGGUGCGAAACAUUCUUGUGACUUUGUUUGAGCAUGAACAGCAGCUCAUGUCUGUGCUAUUCCGAAACAGACCCAACUUUGACAGCCAGUCUAUUUCCGGCGACAUGUUCUUUCUCAAAAACAUUGUUGUCCCUGCCACCCGGUUCCGUCUUCCUGCUGCUCGAGGUGAGGAGGUUGUUGAGUCUACUACCAACACCCUUCUUGUAAAGGUGCUUUCUACCGGCAUGAAGAUCCGAGACCUUAACGGCACUAUUGCCAAGAUGCGAUUGGAGAAGAUUGGACUUCCAGAGCGAAAGGUGACUUUUGCCGCUCUCAUGAACGCUUUUGUCGAGCUUCAAAACGAUGUCAACGGUUUCAUUGACAGCACAAAGGGUAACCAAAAGACUGGAUCUGUGCCUGUCCCUGGUAUCAAGCAGACCCUGGAAAAGAAGGAGGGUCUGUUUCGAAAGAAUAUGAUGGGUAAGCGAGUCAACUACGCCGCUCGAUCCGUUAUUUCUCCCGAUCCCAACAUCGAGACCAACGAGAUUGGCGUUCCUCCCGUCUUUGCCGUUAAGCUCACCUACCCCGAGCCCGUGACUCCCUACAACGUCGCCGAGCUGUCGCGAGCUGUCAUCAAUGGCCCCGAUGUUUGGCCCGGUGCUAUCCAGAUCCAGACAGAGGACGGUAAGAUGAUCUCUCUGGAGGGUAUGACUCUGGAGCAGCGAACUGCCACAGCCAACCAGCUUCUGACCCCAUCAGCUAACGCCUCUGGCUUCACUAACAAAAAGGUCUUCCGGCACAUCCGAAACAACGAUGUGGUGCUCAUGAACCGACAGCCCACUCUGCAUAAGGCUUCCAUGAUGGGCCACCGAGUGCGAGUCCUGCCCAAGGAGAAGACUCUGCGUCUGCAUUACGCCAACACUGGUGCUUACAACGCCGAUUUCGAUGGUGAUGAGAUGAACAUGCAUUUCCCCCAGAACGAGAACGCCCGAGCUGAGGCUCUCCUUCUGGCCAACACAGACUCUCAGUACCUUACUCCCACCUCUGGUAAGCCCCUUCGAGGUCUGAUUCAGGACCAUAUUUCUGCUGGUGUCCUGCUGACCUCCAAGGACACCUUUUUUACCCGACAGGAGUACCAGCAACUCAUCUACGGAUGCCUGCGACCCGAGGAUGGCCACACUGCUGAUGUCGGUCGAAUCCAUACUGUUCCCCCUGCUGUCAUCAAGCCUGUCCCUCUCUGGACCGGUAAGCAGGUCAUCACCACUGUUCUCAAGAACAUCACUCCUAUUGGCCGACCUGGUCUUAACCUGAAUGCCAAGAAUAAGGUCAAGAACGAGUACUGGGGUGAGGGAUCCACUGAGAACUCUGUCAUCUUCCAGAACGGUGAACUUGUGUGCGGUAUCCUCGAUAAGUCGCAGUAUGGUGCUGCCGACUACGGUCUUGUGCACUCCAUCCACGAGAUUUACGGUGCCCACAUUGCCGGCAAACUUCUGUCUGUGCUAGGUCGUCUGUUCACCCGAUACGUCAUGAACAUUGGCCUGACUUGUGGUAUGGACGAUCUGUGGCUUACUGCUGAGGGUAACAACUGGCGAACCACCACCCUGGAGGGUGCCAAGGAUGUCGGUGUCAAGGCUGCUGCCGAAGUCACCAACUUGCCCGAGGACACUGACCCCGAGGAUCCCGAGCUUCUCAAGCGUCUAGAGGAGAUUCUGCGUGACGACAACAAGCUCGGCAUUCUCGAUGCCAUCUCUCAGUCCAAGGUCAACGCUGUCACUACCUCUGUGGUUUCUCAGUGUAUUCCCAACGGUACCAUGAAGCGGUUCCCCCAAAACGCCAUGCAGCGAAUGGCCCUGUCGGGAGCCAAGGGAUCCAACGUCAACGUUUCUCAGAUUAUGUGUGGUCUUGGUCAGCAGGCUCUUGAGGGUCGACGAGUCCCUGUGAUGGUUUCCGGCAAGACUCUUCCCGCUUUCAAGCCCUUUGAGACUGAUGCUAUUGCUGGUGGAUUUGUUGCUUCUCGUUUCUUCUCAGGCAUCCGACCCCAGGAGUACUACUUCCAUUGUAUGGCUGGCCGAGAAGGUCUUAUUGAUACUGCCGUCAAGACUUCUCGAUCCGGUUACCUGCAGCGAUGUCUUAUUAAGCAGCUGGAGGGUGUCCACUCUACUUACGACAACACUGUUCGAGACUCUGACGGAGCUCUUAUUCAGUUCAUGUACGGUGGAGACAGUGUCGAUGUCAUAAAGGAGUCCCAUCUUCAGCAGUUUGAUUUCUGUGUCGAGAACUUCCAAGCCAUGGUUCACAAGCACCAGCCCGGUGGUAACGUCGACAACCUCGAUACCGAUACCGCCAUUGAGUACGCUAAGAAGGCUAAGAAGAAGGCUAAGAAGGCCACUUCCGAUGCCGAGCUUCCCGAGCCCACCAUUUCUCUCUACAACCCUGCCAAGUACCUUGGAUCCGUCUCCGAGGAAUUCUCCAACUCUUUGGAGGCCUACAUUGCUUCCCGACCUGAUGUUUUCCCUCCUAAGAAGUCUGGCAAGAAGUCCACCUACGCUGAUCAGGGUGUAACCGAAAAGAAGUUCCGAUCCCUCAUGCAACUCAAGUACAUGCAGUCCACUGUCAACCCCGGUGAGGCUCUUGGUAUUAUCGCUUCUCAGUCCAUUGGUGAGCCUUCCACUCAGAUGACUCUUAACACUUUCCAUUUCGCCGGUCACGGUGCCGCCAACGUGACACUGGGUAUUCCUCGAAUGCGAGAAAUCAUUAUGACUGCUUCCAAGAGUAUUAUGACUCCCCAGAUGUCCCUACCUGUUCUUCCUGAUGUUUCCGAUGCUGAAGCCGAGACUUUCUGUCGAUCUGUUCAGCGAGUUGUUCUUUCCGAGUUUGUUGACUACAUUGAGGUGACCGAGAAGACUCGAGCGGAGACCAUGACUCAGGGUGCUGCUCGAUCUUUCGACGUCAAGAUGCAGUUCUACACCGCCAAGGAGUACGAGGAGGAAUACGAUGUCUCUCCCGACAUGCUCAAGAAGCGAAUUGCUCUGCAUUAUCUGAACCGAAUCGAGAAGGCUGUCGUCAAGGAGCUCCGAGAUCAGCGAGUUUCCAAGGAAGUCGAUGGUGCGAUCACUGAGGUCAAGGAGACCCGAUCCAAGGCGCCUUCCAAGGCUUCUGAUGAAGCCGACGACGAGGAUGACGAUGAGGACGAAGACGAGGCUAAGGAGAAGCGAUCUACCAAGCAGUCAGUUUCUUACGAUGAGGGUGAAGAGGAGCACAAGACCGCCAAGGAUGCUGUCGAGGGUGACUCUGACUCUGAUUCUGACUCUGAUUCUGACUCUGAGGGCGAGAAUGUUAUGAGCGACACUGAUGAUUCUGACGUUGAGAUGGCUGAUGAUGAGGAGGAGGGCGAGGAUGAUAUUCUGUCUCGAUACAAGACCAUCAAGUCCUUCAAGUUUGACAAGCAGGGCGAGUGGUGCACCUUCACCAUCAUGCUUCCUGGUGAUACCAAGAAGCUGCUGAUGGUGAACAUUCUCGAGGACCUGUGCCGAUCUCAGGUCGUUCGAGAGAUCCCCAACAUUGGUCGAUGCAUCUUCCCCAAGGCCGACAGUCCCAAGGACCGAAAGUUGACCACCGAGGGUGUCAACUUCCGGGAGAUGUGGGAGCAGGGUGAGUUCAUUGAUGUGAACGCCAUCUACUCUAACGACAUUUACGCUGUGCUCAAGACCUACGGUGUGGAGGCAGCUCGAAACACCAUGGUGCAAGAAAUCAACAAUGUGUUCAAGACAUACGCCAUUACCGUGAACCUGCGUCAUCUGGAGCUGAUUGCCGAUAUGAUGACUCGAGAAGGUACUUACCUUGCCUUCAACCGAAUGGGUGUGGAUUCCAACACUUCGCCCUUCCUGAAGAUGUCUUAUGAGACUACCUGUGGUUUCCUGACCAAGGCUGUUCUUGAUGGUGGAUGUGAUGCUCUCGAAUCUCCUUCCGCUCGAAUUGUCAUUGGUCGACUUUCCGGUGUUGGUACCGGUUCCUUCGAUGUCAAGGCUCCCAUUAUUGAGGAGCCUGAAGAGUAA
Yarrowia lipolytica CLIB122 is the source of this 4887-nucleotide messenger RNA. RefSeq lists its product as uncharacterized. Gene Ontology annotation, cellular component: RNA polymerase I complex. NCBI's taxonomy places the organism in Eukaryota, Fungi, Ascomycota, Dipodascomycetes, Dipodascales. Gene Ontology annotation, molecular function: DNA binding. The record is from RefSeq and is a predicted model, not a curated record. Gene Ontology annotation, biological process: DNA-templated transcription.